GGGCGCCGGCCCCGGCGCCUCUUCCGCUCCCGCUCCCGCUUCCGGCGGCGCCGUUCCUGUCUCGGCAGACGUGGCCUUCCGGUUCUGGAGCCCGAGCAGAAACCCCUGCAACCGGCACGAUGGAGCUGGAGGCCAUGAGCAGAUACACCAGCCCAGUGAACCCUGCGGUCUUCCCCCAUCUCACAGUGGUGCUGCUGGCCAUCGGCAUGUUCUUCACUGCCUGGUUCUUCGUCUAUGAGGUCACCUCCACCAAGUACACUCGAGACAUCUACAAGGAGCUGCUCAUCUCCCUGGUGGCCUCGCUCUUCAUGGGUUUCGGGGUCCUCUUCCUGCUGCUCUGGGUCGGCAUCUAUGUGUGAAUGGCUCACGGUUCUGUCUGCGUGAGGUCCCGGACAUCCUACCUUUUGUUUCCCUCAGUUUUUGUACCAUUGCUAAACACACUGACUUCUAAUAAAUGAGGCAUAUUUGCCUUCGUAAACAGA
Dromiciops gliroides (monito del monte) is the source of this 482-nucleotide messenger RNA. RefSeq names its product transmembrane protein 258 (gene TMEM258). The record is from RefSeq and is a predicted model, not a curated record. The coding region runs from base 120 to 359 and encodes 79 amino acids. Lineage: Eukaryota; Metazoa; Chordata; Mammalia; Microbiotheria; Microbiotheriidae. Gene Ontology annotation, cellular component: membrane-bounded organelle. Gene Ontology annotation, biological process: protein N-linked glycosylation. The transcript has 4 exons.